CCAGGUGCUGCCAAGGCGCGCUCGCUCUUCGUUCUGCUCCCGGUCCCGGGUGGAACGCCCGGCCUGCCCCUGCCCCGCUCCGCCCGGAUCAUGCGGGGCGAUCCGGAGGAAGAGAAGGCGAGUGACCGGCCUACGCCGAUCGCAUUCCGGGGGCGCCCUGCUCCCUGAGACGCCCCCACCUGCUGCCAUGUGUCGCCGCCACCCGUACCCGGCCUUGUGCUAAACUUUCCCAGCGCCGGCCCGACUCGGAGUGGCGUUUCGGAGCCGGGUGGCUCGGAGGACGGACGAUCCAGGUUGGCUGCGGACAUCUGUCCCCCAGCGGGACCCGCAGAGACUCCUUUGCUCGGGAUCGGAGCCCUCGCCAGUCUCUUCCCCCCCUCCGGAGGACCCGAGUGGAGGCAGCGCCUUCCCGAAAGCAGUUUAGCGCUGGACGGAUUUCUUUAAGAGAAAAAGAAACCAACAGGUUGCCAGCCCCGGCGUCGACACCCAAGUGUGCGGAGAGGACAGCCCGGGUCCCGGAUUCCUCGGCCUGUGUCGGCCCCUCGCGGGCUGCUCGAGACGAGGGGAGGGAGGGGGGCGAUGGCUCGGCCUGACCCGUGCGCGCCGCCUUCGCUGCUGCUGCUGCUCCUGGCACAGCUGGCGGGUCGGGCGGCGGCCGCCUCCAAGGCCCCAGUGUGCCAGGAAAUCACGGUGCCCAUGUGCCGGGGCAUUGGCUACAACCUGACGCACAUGCCCAACCAGUUCAACCACGACACGCAGGACGAAGCCGGCCUGGAAGUGCACCAGUUCUGGCCGCUGGUGGAGAUCCAUUGCUCGCCCGACCUGCGCUUCUUCCUGUGCUCCAUGUACACGCCCAUCUGCCUGCCGGACUACCACAAGCCGCUGCCGCCCUGCCGCUCGGUGUGCGAGCGCGCCAAAGCCGGCUGCUCGCCGCUCAUGCGCCAGUACGGCUUCGCCUGGCCCGAGCGCAUGAGCUGUGACCGCCUCCCGGUGCUGGGCCGCGACGCCGAGGUCCUGUGCAUGGAUUACAACCGCAGCGAGGCCACCACGGCGCCCCCCAGGUCCUUCCCGGCCAAGCCCACCCUCCCGGGCGCCCCGUCCUCCGGGGGCGAGUGCGCCAGCGGAGGCCCCUCGGUGUGCACGUGCCGGGAGCCCUUCGUGCCCAUCCUGAAGGAGUCGCACCCGCUCUACAACAAGGUGUGGACGGGCCAGGUGCCCAACUGCGCGGUGCCCUGCUACCAGCCGUCCUUCAGCCCGGACGAGCGCACGUUCGCCACCUUCUGGAUCGGCCUGUGGUCCGUUCUGUGCUUCAUCUCCACCGCCACCACGGUGGCCACCUUCCUCAUCGACAUGGAACGCUUCCGCUACCCCGAGCGCCCCAUCAUCUUCCUGUCGGCCUGCUACCUGUGCGUGUCCCUGGGGUUCCUCGUGCGCCUGGUCGUGGGCCACGCCAGCGUCGCCUGCAGCCGGGAGCACAGCCACAUCCACUACGAGACCACGGGCCCGGCGCUGUGCACCGUCGUCUUCCUGCUGGUGUACUUCUUCGGCAUGGCCAGCUCCAUCUGGUGGGUCAUCCUGUCGCUCACCUGGUUCUUGGCGGCCGGCAUGAAGUGGGGCAACGAGGCCAUCGCGGGCUACGCGCAGUACUUCCACCUGGCCGCCUGGCUCAUCCCCAGCGUCAAGUCCAUCACGGCGCUGGCUCUGAGCUCCGUGGACGGGGACCCGGUGGCCGGCAUCUGCUACGUGGGCAACCAGAACCUGAACUCGCUUCGUGGCUUCGUGCUGGGCCCACUGGUGCUCUACCUGCUGGUGGGCACGCUCUUCCUCUUGGCGGGCUUCGUGUCUCUCUUCCGCAUCCGUAGCGUCAUUAAGCAGGGUGGCACGAAGACGGACAAGCUGGAGAAGCUCAUGAUCCGCAUCGGCAUCUUCACCCUGCUCUACACGGUGCCCGCCAGCAUCGUGGUGGCCUGUUACCUGUACGAACAGCACUACCGGGAGAGCUGGGAGGCGGCCCUCACCUGCGCGUGCCCGGGCUCCGACGCGGGCCAGCCGCGCGCCAAACCCGAGUACUGGGUGCUCAUGCUCAAGUACUUCAUGUGCUUGGUCGUGGGCAUCACGUCGGGCGUCUGGAUCUGGUCUGGCAAGACCGUGGAGUCUUGGCGGCGCUUUACCAGCCGCUGCUGCUGCCGCCCGCGGCGGGGCCACAAGAGCGGGGGCGCCAUGGCCUCCGGGGACUACGCGGAGGCCAGCGCUGCGCUCACUGGCAGGACCGGGCCGCCGGGCCCCGCCGCCGCGUACCACAAGCAGGUGUCCCUGUCGCACGUCUAGGAGGAGAAGGAGGAGGAGGCCGAGGCGGAGGCCCGGCCCCCGCCCCUGCACCCGUGCUGGGAGUGGAGGGGGGGGGUUGUUUUGUUG
Messenger RNA from Dipodomys ordii (Ord's kangaroo rat), 2415 nucleotides. It is a transcript of the gene Fzd5, whose product is annotated as frizzled class receptor 5. Gene Ontology annotation, molecular function: Wnt-protein binding; Wnt receptor activity. Gene Ontology annotation, biological process: non-canonical Wnt signaling pathway; canonical Wnt signaling pathway. The record is from RefSeq and is a predicted model, not a curated record. Bases 580 to 2328 code for a protein of 582 amino acids. Lineage: Eukaryota; Metazoa; Chordata; Mammalia; Rodentia; Heteromyidae. The transcript has 2 exons. Gene Ontology annotation, cellular component: plasma membrane.